Messenger RNA from Dendroctonus ponderosae (mountain pine beetle), 2703 nucleotides. Its product is annotated as zinc finger protein 32. Lineage: Eukaryota; Metazoa; Arthropoda; Insecta; Coleoptera; Curculionidae. The transcript is spliced from 3 exons. Gene Ontology annotation, biological process: embryo development; embryonic hindgut morphogenesis; embryonic pattern specification. The record is from RefSeq and is a predicted model, not a curated record. Gene Ontology annotation, cellular component: nucleus. Gene Ontology annotation, molecular function: RNA polymerase II transcription regulatory region sequence-specific DNA binding; DNA-binding transcription factor activity, RNA polymerase II-specific. The coding region runs from base 90 to 1193 and encodes 367 amino acids.
CGUCAGCCAAUCAAACGGUACAGUUUAUCUCCGUCCCGCCUACUUGCGCUACUAUUACUACUUCACAGUAGGACUGGCCUGAUGUUCGGAUGUUUUGCACCAGUUUAUCACAGGAACACCGGUUGGAGAGUUGGGCAGUACUUAGAUGCCAAAUAGAUCAGCAUAUUCACAGGUUUUCAGUGCGGUUAGUGAACUUUUCUCUUCAAAAAUUGUGUCUUGCUUUUACUACUGUUGAUUGUUUGUGGGUUUACUUUGGACUUGACGAGGAUAUGAAUCCGGUUGUUUAUAAAAGAAGUAAAGGUGAUUUCAUGUUGGAGUCGAUACUUGAGGUAAACCAGGAGCCUGACUCAUCAACCUCACCACUAUCAACUUCGUUCAACGCAAAUAUGUCUUCAGACCAUCAAGUUUUCCACUUGGUCAACCAUAUGACUCGAGAAGUAGUGAAAUCCUGGGUUUCCGGCAAUGAACCCUUCACAUACACAAAUAACAAUUACAUGCCCAUUUCUCCCACAUUGGCGAAUUACAAUCAGGCGAUUGCUUACUAUGGGCCGCUGCUACCAAAUCCGCUACUACACCCGCUGUCACAAAGUUCUUGGGAAAAGAACACCUUGUAUAGACAGGGCAUUUUGCCUAAUGCUAGAACGCACACUUCUUCGGCAGCAGCUAAUUUGCGACCUGGUGGUAAUAGAAAUGGCGGAACGUCGAGACCGAAGAAGCAAUUUAUUUGCAAAUUUUGUUAUCGACAUUUUACCAAAAGCUACAACUUGCUGAUUCAUGAAAGGACGCACACAGAUGAAAGGCCGUACAUGUGUGAUAUCUGCAAGAAGGCCUUUAGAAGACAGGACCAUUUGAGAGAUCACAGAUACAUACAUUCGAAAGAGAAGCCCUUCAAAUGCCAGCAAUGCGGGAAAGGCUUCUGUCAAUCCAGAACGCUCGCUAUGCAUAAAGUCGUCCACAUGGAGGAAUCUCCUCAUAAGUGUCCUUUUUGCAAUCGAGUGUUCAAUCAACGAACCAAUCUGGAAAAGCAUAUGCAGGUCCAUACCGAUCGGCCAAUUGAGUGCAAUCGAUGUGAUAAAUUUUUUGCGAAUUAUCACGAUUUGAAACACCACCAAUCUUCCAUCCAUGAAGAUGUUGAUGUGGUUUCAAUACAAAAAAAAUUCAGUUUUACAAUCGACGACAUCCUCAAGAUGUAAGAUUGUAAGAUUAGCACUUACUUGGCCGAUGGAAAUUGGAUUGGAGUGGAUAAUGGACAGGGUGCGAAACAUGUCUUGUUUCAAGUAGGAAACUUUCAAUUUUGUGGAGGCGAUUGACAGUGAAAAAAACAUUCUUUCAUUGUCUACUUCCUCAGGGACAAUUAAGCAAUGGAUCUCUCACGUUCACGGUUUAUCAUAAUUUAAUACUGUAAAUAAAAAAACUCGCAUGUAAAUUGACGUUUUUUACUGUUGACGCAAAUUUUCUUCUGAACAAGGCGCUUUGAUGAGGACCUGUUAAUAUCAACGGUGUUUAACCAAGUAAAGAUUUAAUAUAUGCAUUUGAACAUUGCGCAAUUUUUUGGUCAAUGACAUCAAUCAUCAUUAAAAAAAUGGUUUUUGUUUGCAAGCAUCAGCAAAGUUACUUGUAUGGUAAAAAUGUACAUUAAAGUUCAUUUCAUUAUAUUAUUUUUGUGAUAUUUGUAAAAUAAAUGAUAAGAUUUAGAGCUGAAUGCAAUCAGUUCAAGCUUUGAAAAGUAUUACAUGAAAAUAGCUGAAAAUCCAAAUGAUCUUGUUCAAAUAUGCCAGAUAUUUAUUUCAGCUGUGCUUUGUUAAUUUGAAAAAUUGGAUUUUUAGCAAUUUGGCAAAUUUGAUUUGGUUAUUGAUAUUUUAUUAUUUGUGUAGCACAUUUUAAAGUAAGUUUAAAACUCCAAAGAGUUCUAAUUUAUUUAUUUAGUUUUCCGGUUUUCGAGUUUUGAUCAGUAUUUUGUGUUUUAUACCAUUUCGAAAGACUGAGUUGCGUUAUUAUUAUUUUUAUUUUGUUUCAAAACUUUAAUCACUUAAUCAAAUAUUGUACGAAUCGAGUUCUGCAUAAAAACGUUUUCAUUAUUAUUGUACAUUUUUAAUAAUUUAUUACAUCUUGUAUAGUGUAUUGAUAUUGUAAAUUAUGUUGACAUACUUUGUUAGCCAAAACAGCUUGGAGAUAGGUUUCAUUCAACUUGGUAAUGAUAAUUUGCAAACGGUUUGUAACAUCUUCAAAAUGUCGCAUUUUGUGUCCAAAUAAGGGUCGUUAGAAAAAGAUGAUUUCCUCGCGUUCUCGAUUGUAAACUGUCGUUUUUUUGUUUCGUUUUUGAAUACGAAUGUUUUUGGCAAAUUCUCCCAGAUUUUAUGACUUUGAUUCAAAUCUCAUAAAAAAAAUGUAUAAAAUUAUAAUUUAAAAGAUCUUUUUUAUACUUCAGAUUUCAGUAAAAUUAAAAUGAUGAAUUCGGGCACGUUUGCGUUUGAUUAUCAUCAUUAUGAAAUUUGAUUAAAGUUAGAAGUGUAAUUUGUGAGUUAAAGCCAAAAUUAUUCUACUUGUAGUAAAGUACUCGUGUGAUUCUUUGACGUGUAUUAAUAUGUUCGUUUGUUGUAUAGAAAAUUUAAAAUUUCAGUUUUGUAUAUAUGUUAAUAAUUCGCUUAGUAAGUAGUUCUAGUAUUUUCGAUGUACAUAGAAAAUAAACUUAAUAACUUGAAA